This is a messenger RNA of Rangifer tarandus platyrhynchus (Svalbard reindeer), 369 nucleotides long. The record is from the annotation of a GenBank genome assembly. Lineage: Eukaryota; Metazoa; Chordata; Mammalia; Artiodactyla; Cervidae.
AUGGGAGGAGACAGGAGCCCCGGGACCGACGGCCUGGGGAGAAAACUGGGGGCAAUGAGACUGGACUUGCUGAUAACCAUUUCCGGGGGUGAGACUGGUUCCCCUGUAUUUCAAGGAACUCCUCGUGAUAAGGAGCUUCCUAGAACUGAGCACAGUGAUCAUUGGCUCCUCAACGCUGGCUGUGAUGGUGAGAGUAUUGGAAAUUGCCCAUUUUCUCAGCGUCUCUUUAUGAUUCUCUGGCUAAAGGGUGUUCUAUUUAAUGUGACAACAGUGGACUUGAAAAGGAAGCCUGCGGACCUGCAGAACUUGGCUCCCAGCACCAUCCCACUUUUCAUGACUUUUUUGACGGUGAAAUCAAGACAGAUGUGA